AGGCACUGCCUUCGCGAGAGGUCCAGGGAGUUAUUUUUGGGCACUAAACUACUUCACAUGAACCCUGAAUACCAAAUCAGCCAUUAGCGUUCCUGUAUUCAGCCUCCUUCGUCCAGGGAUUCUGAGAAACCUUUCCUUUUUUCAUGGUUUUCACACAACAAUGGAUGAUAGUCCUCUGCAGCUUUUGACUCUGCCAACCGUUCCCUAUCCUGACCAGAAGCCAGGAACGAGUGGACUCAGGAAGAAAGUGCAUGUGUUUGAGACCAAGCAGGACUACCUGCAGAACUUCGUCCAGAGUAUAUUCACCUCCAUUGAUCUCAGAGACCGUCAGGGGUCCACUCUGGUCGUGGGAGGAGAUGGCCGCUAUUUCAAUAAAGCCGCUAUAGAAGUUAUUGUGCAAAUGGCAGCUGCAAAUGGGAUCGGCCGCCUGGUGAUUGGUCAGAAUGGGAUCAUGUCCACCCCUGCCGUGUCCUGUGUGAUCAGGAAGAUCAAAGCCAUCGGGGGCAUCAUCCUCACCGCCAGCCACAACCCGGGUGGACCCAGUGGAGACUUUGGAAUCAAGUUCAACAUUUCCAGCGGAGGUCCGGCCCCCGAAGCCAUCACAGACAAAAUCUUCCAGAUCAGCAAAAGUAUCGAAGAGUACGCCAUCUGCCCUGACCUCAAAGUGGACCUGUCCACCAUCGGCAAGCAGACCUUUGACCUGGAGAACAAAUUCAAGCCUUUCACAGUGGAGAUUGUGGAUUCUGUGGAAUCGUAUGCCAACAUGCUGAGGAACAUCUUCGACUUUGCUGCCCUGAAAGAGCUGCUGUCUGGUCCCAACCACAUAAAGGUCCGCUUAGACGCCAUGCAUGGAGUGGUGGGGCCCUAUGUGAAGAAGAUCCUGUGUGAGGAGCUGGGCUCUCCCGCCAACUCCGCCGUGAACUGCGUUCCCAAGGAGGACUUCGGGGGCCACCACCCCGACCCCAACCUGACCUACGCUGCUGACCUGGUGGAGACCAUGAAGGGUGGCGAGUACGAUUUCGGAGCUGCCUUUGAUGGUGACGGCGAUCGUAACAUGGUCCUGGGAAAGCACGGUUUCUUCGUCAACCCCUCGGACUCCGUCGCUGUCAUUGCAGCCAACAUCUUCAGCAUCCCGUACUUCCAGCAGACGGGGGUCAAAGGCUUCGCCCGCAGCAUGCCCACAAGUGGAGCCCUGGACAGUGUGGCCAAAGCCACCAAGAUCCAGCUGUACGAGACACCAACAGGGUGGAAGUUUUUCGGGAACUUGAUGGAUGCAGGCAAGCUGUCCCUGUGUGGAGAGGAGAGCUUCGGAACUGGUUCCGACCACAUCCGCGAGAAAGAUGGGCUGUGGGCAGUCCUGGCCUGGUUGUCAAUCCUUGCAACAAGGAAGCAGAGUGUGGAGGAGAUCAUGAAAGACCACUGGCAGAAAUAUGGCAGGAACUUCUUCACUAGGUACGACUAUGAGGAGGUGGACUCUGAUGCCGCCAACAAGAUGAUCAAGGAUCUGGAGACACUGAUGUUUGAUAAGGCCUUCAUUGGGCAGAAGUUCACAGUCGGAGACAAGACCUACCAGGUGGAGAAAGCUGACAACUUUGAGUACAGUGACCCAGUGGAUGGGAGCAUCUCUAGGAACCAGGGACUGAGAAUCAUUUUCUCAGAUGGGUCUCGCAUCAUUUUCCGUCUCAGUGGGACAGGCAGCGCUGGGGCAACUGUCAGGCUCUACAUAGACAGCUACGAGAAGGACCCCCAGAAAAUAUACCAGGACCCACAGGUCAUGUUGGCUCCUCUGGUGACGAUUGCUCUGAAGGUGUCCCAGCUUCACGAGAAGACAGGCCGUUCCGGCCCCACUGUGAUCACAUGAUCGCCCCGCCCUACCUCCAGCGCUGGGCCACGUCCUCAAAACGCCCCAAUCACAGUCUCACCAGAUCCCUUUUUUCACUGGUGUUGUCAUUUCCCCCAAAGUCCCCGCACCAUUGUACAUAAAAUCCAGCAAGAGAAAAUAAAGCAAACAUACAACAUCAAUUAAACAUUACUGUUCAAACACACAAGCA
This is a messenger RNA of Megalops cyprinoides (Indo-Pacific tarpon), 2051 nucleotides long. RefSeq names its product phosphoglucomutase 1 (gene pgm1). Bases 161 to 1861 code for a protein of 566 amino acids. Gene Ontology annotation, biological process: carbohydrate metabolic process. NCBI's taxonomy places the organism in Eukaryota, Metazoa, Chordata, Actinopteri, Elopiformes, Megalopidae. Gene Ontology annotation, cellular component: cytosol. The record is from RefSeq and is a predicted model, not a curated record. The transcript is spliced from 11 exons. Gene Ontology annotation, molecular function: magnesium ion binding; phosphoglucomutase activity.